AUGCCUGUUAUCUCCCGCCUAAUCUCCAUUGUCUUUCGCGUUGCGCAAAUUGUUUGCGGUGCGGUCGUCGCCGGUAUCAUCGGUCACUACCUUGCCCAAUACAGCGGUGACGCAUGGCCUGAGGCCCGCUGGAUCUACACCGAAGUUGUCGCCGGGUUAUCAAUCCUCCUUGGCCUGAUAUGGCUCAUACCAUUUUCCUCUGGAUUCUUUUCCUGGCCAUUUGACGUCAUCAUCUCCCUUGCGUGGUUUGCCGCAUUUGGUAUCCUUGUCAACGCCAUUCACAAGUUCAGCUGUGGCAGUAUCUGGCACUGGGGUGGUCUCUACCGCAACAAUACUUGCAGUCGCUGGAAGGCUGCUGAAGCGUUCAGUUUCAUCUCCGCUAUUGUCUGGCUUGCUUCAGCGCUUGUGGGUCUUUGGUUCACUUUCCGUGUCAGGAAGGAUAGCACUGCUCCUACCUAUGGUCGCCGUCGCUUCUUCGGCCGCUCCGCCGUCUAAACAUGACAAAUUUCCAGUGCUAAUCCAUUGGUCCAUUGCACCAUGGACUACGAAUACCCCAUCUAACGGAGACUUGGAAAUGCCGCGCAUGUGCUUUGCGCCACGCAACUUUCUCGAUUCCAACGCUCUUUUCACGUGAAACGUUGAUUAAUGCUUCUAAUACAUGAUUACCGCCGACACUAGUACUAAUAUUGCUCGAGAUUUUGC
This is a messenger RNA of Aspergillus neoniger CBS 115656, 702 nucleotides long. RefSeq names its product MARVEL domain-containing protein. Gene Ontology annotation, cellular component: membrane. The transcript is spliced from 5 exons. NCBI's taxonomy places the organism in Eukaryota, Fungi, Ascomycota, Eurotiomycetes, Eurotiales, Aspergillaceae. The record is from RefSeq and is a predicted model, not a curated record. The coding region runs from base 1 to 495 and encodes 164 amino acids.